AUGCGCUCGCCGCCGCCCGUGGCCCCGCGCCAGGGCUUGAUCUCGCCCAUGGGUCCACCGCCGGUGGUGGCGUCACCGCCGGCGUCGGCCUCCGUCGCGGCGUCGAUCCUGUCGCCGCGGCUCAACUCGUCGUCGUCGUCGCUGUCGACGUCGAGCUCGGUCACGUCGCACGGCGGGCGGGAGGCGGACGAUUUCGUCGAAAGCGUCUCCAAGAAGGAGAUCAUCAGCGUCCACUGUUCCAUCGAAAAGAAGGAGAAGUAUGCGGUGGGGAGCGAGGUCGCCAUCAAGCUCAGGGUGAUCAACGACUCGACCAAGAUCAUUCGCCACGUCAACGCUUCGCUGGCCAAGAGCACGGCGGCCGAGCGACAGAAGGACGACAAGCGGCGAGAGAAGAACAAGAGCCUUCCCAAGUUUGAAGGCUCAGAUGAAAUGAUCUCCUUCACCAACUCCAAAUUCCCUCUCGAAAAAGGACUGUUCGACGGUAUGCUGAGCUACAAGAUUCCGGCGUGCAAGGAAGGGUCGUACGACAACCACAAGGUGGAGCUGGUGAUCGAGCUGGCCCUCAAGAAGUCCGCCAUCUACGCCUUCUUGCCGAUCAACCUGUGA
Molecule: messenger RNA, 606 nt
Organism: Acanthamoeba castellanii str. Neff
Lineage: Eukaryota; Discosea; Longamoebia; Acanthamoebidae
Exons: 5
Coding region: 1-606 (201 amino acids)
Source: RefSeq, a predicted model, not a curated record